CCCACCACCGAAAAAUCUGUUCAUUCCGUUUUCACUACUGCAGGCCAAACGUUACGUACCACUCGUUCCGCAAAGGUUAAGGUGUUUUGUUUGUUUUGAGUGAACAUGGCUGACUCCAAGUUAUUUAUGAGCCCUGAUUUUUUAACAACAUUCAUUGAAGAGUAUCGAAAUUUGCCGUUUUUGUGGAAGGUACGAAGUGCGGAGUAUUCCAACAAGUUUAAACGGGAUACUGCCUGGGAACAUCUCCUCCAAAUUACGAAAGAAAAAAUUCCGAAUGCAGACACUAACUUUGUAAAAAGGAAAGUUGAUAACCUUAGGGCAGCAUUCAGGAAGGAAAUGAGGAAGGUUCGUGACAGCACGAGAAGCGGAGCUUCCGCAGAUGAUACGUACACCCCAACUCUGUGGUAUUUCGAGCUCAUGAAGUUCACCGCAGAGCAGGAGCAGCCUCGAAAGACCAAGAGCAAUUUGGACGAGGACGAAGAAAAUAUUAUUGAAGAGGAAGGCAGUAUUGUUGAGGAGGAAUUAAACGAAGGAGAUGUGAACAAUGGUGAUAACGAACAAACUUUGAAUAGGGGUUCUCCGUCUACAGCUGCAAAAAGAAGAAAAACUUCGCCAAAAAAGAAGAAAACCAAAAAUGAUAGAGCUGAAGAGGAACGGCGCCAGCGUAAGGCUAUUCUAGAAAAGGCUUCCGCUGUACUUAAUCAACCCGAGGACGACUACAACGACCUAGGCUCGGCGAGCCAGGCUCGCAAGCCAGACUCGCAGGUGUAUGGGGCCCUUUAG
Molecule: messenger RNA, 783 nt
Organism: Homalodisca vitripennis (glassy-winged sharpshooter)
Lineage: Eukaryota; Metazoa; Arthropoda; Insecta; Hemiptera; Cicadellidae
Exons: 3
Coding region: 106-783 (225 amino acids)
Source: RefSeq, a predicted model, not a curated record